Molecule: messenger RNA, 201 nt
Organism: Schistosoma intercalatum
Lineage: Eukaryota; Metazoa; Platyhelminthes; Trematoda; Strigeidida; Schistosomatidae
Source: the annotation of a GenBank genome assembly
AUGAAUAAUAAUAAUAAUAAUAAUAAUAAUAAUAAUAAUAAUAAUAAUAAUAAUAAUAAUAAUAAUAAUAAUAAUAAUAAUAAUAAUAGAUUUUUGUUCAAUCCGGAUACUGUUGUUUUACAAAAGAAUAGUAACAAUCCAUAUCAGAACAUUUUUAUUUCCCACGAUAUCUAUGGGACCAGUAAUUUUGUCGUCAUUUAG